CCCGGGCUCCCUCCUAAUUGGCCGGCCCAGCGCCGGGGACGCGGCCGCUCCAAGGGCGCCGCAGCGGCCGCUCUAGCCGCCGUGGCGCGCUCUCGGCUCGCUGCUUCACCCGCCACCUUCCAGCGCUGUUGGCGACGAAAUGUGGCGCCUAAAGCGACUGCUGGGCCGAGCUUUUCCCUGCCUGCUGAGACCUGGCUUCCGGUGUGUGACCCCCAAGUACACUGGUCCAGAUGGGCCUCCGGCUGCAUCUUCCACCCUUCUGGUCCCUGUGCCCAGCUGUAACGGGUCUGGACCAGGCUCAGGUAGUAGAGGCCCAAGGUUCCAUGGAUGGAAGGAUGCUUUCCAAAGGAAGUCUACCGGCGUCUCCUCCGACACCCUGUGGGAUGCCGUCUCUUGGGGCACCCUGGCCGUGCUGGCCCUGCAGCUGGCUCGGCAGCUCCACUUCCGGGCGUCGCUGUCGGAGGGGCGUCAGCGAGCCGAGCUCUGCUCUUGGCGCAGCCCCCUUGACCGCCUCCUCUCGUCUCCCUUGUGGCCCUCGAACUCCGCCCUACGGAGUCACAUUCUUCCUGGCCCCGAUGGACCUGCACCCCAGCACCCUGCCCGGAGGGAUGCUGGACUGAGUGGGGGUGAGCCGCCCACCCGCUCCCAAAGCCCCUCUUCACGCAGCUCCUUGCAUGCAGCAGCAUGCCAGGAGCCCUCCGAGGAAGCCAUUUUCCUUGCAGGCCCCGGUGACACCCACUUCCUGCAUACCAGCAGUAACUCUGAGUGCCAGGCAGAACCAGACCAGCUUCUGCCUACUGGCGAAAAGCAGGAGCAAGAUGGACCCGGCUCCCUGUCCCUGGAGGAGGCUGUGAGCUCCCUUCAGCGCCUCUUCCAGCUCAGCGUUUCCAUCAUGUUCAACUUCCUGGGGACAGAGAGCAUGAAGCGAGGGGACACAGCAGCGGCCUUCUCUUACUUCCAGAAAGCAGCAGACCGGGGCUACAGCAAAGCCCAGUACAACGUGGGCCUGUGUCACGAGCACGGCAGAGGGACCCCCCGGGACCUCGGCAAGGCAGUCCUGUUUUACCGGCUGGCAGCCGACCAGGGCCACAGGCUGGCGCAGUACCGCUGUGCCCGGUGCCUGCUGCUGGAGCCCUCGCUGCAGGACCCCGAGUGCCAGGGCGCCCUGUCCCUGCUCCAGCAGGCGGCCGACUCAGGCUUGACAGAGGCCCAAGCUUUCCUCGGGGUGCUGUUCACCAAGGAGCCACACCUGGAUGCGCGGAGAGCCGUGGACUACCUGUGGCUUGCAGCCAGCAAUGGGGACGCCCAGAGCAGGUACCACUUGGGAAUUUGCUAUGAGAAGGGCCUUGGCGUGCCGCGGAGCCUGGGAGAAGCCAUUCGCACCUACCAGCAGGCAGCGGCCCUGGGACACGGACCCGCCCGGGACAGGCUUCGGACCCUCUUUUCCACGGAGCCAGCAGCCCCCGGGGCCAGUGGGCUGGUGGUCACGGGACCCAAGUCAUUCUCCAGCCCGUCACUGUGCAGCCUGAGCAGCCUGCUGGCCGGGGCCGCCCGCCUCUCGCACGCCGCCAGCACCGGGAACCUGGGCCGCCCGUGCAGAAGUGGGCCUCUGGGCACCAGCCCCUGUGGGCCUCGCCGGGCGCUGCCCACCCACCCCUGCUCCCUGGAAAGUGGCCUCGUCAGGCUGGGAUUCGGCUAAGACCUUCUCACUUCAGCCCUGAAGAGUGAGUCUGUGGGUCAGCGUAGAAGAGGCCAGUGACCCACCCACCGUCCCCAAACACCUGACACACCUGCCCAGCACAGUCGGGAAGAGGCCAGUGCACCAGGCCCUGGGUCCUGGAAACAGUGACGUGACUUGAUCCCCCGCCUCGGACCCACAUCCUUCAAGGCAGCUGAGGGGGCACCUGAAAGAAUCUCGGCGCUUCUCUGGCCCCCCCGGAGUUCCGGGGCCUUCUGAGUGACCAGGCCGGGAGGGGUUUCCAGACUCGGGGGCUCUCAUGCUCUGGUUCAUGCUGUCACCCACCCCCGGAGAGGGCGAUUACGGUCGAGCGGAGGGGAGCAGGAGAGAGGAGGUGCUGUGAUCCUUGCCGUGCGGGUGUGCCAGGGACGCAUGCGAGUCGAAUAAAGCUCUAUUGGAUUAGCUCA
Messenger RNA from Sorex araneus (European shrew), 2145 nucleotides. It is a transcript of the gene DELE1, whose product is annotated as DAP3 binding cell death enhancer 1. NCBI's taxonomy places the organism in Eukaryota, Metazoa, Chordata, Mammalia, Eulipotyphla, Soricidae. Bases 140 to 1699 code for a protein of 519 amino acids. The transcript is spliced from 13 exons. Gene Ontology annotation, molecular function: protein binding. The record is from RefSeq and is a predicted model, not a curated record.